AUGAGUUCUUUCAGCAAGGAGGAUGCUGCUAUGUUUGCUCCUCUCGGUUCUGCUGUUCAACAAACACAACUCAAAGCAAAUCCAGUAAAGCCUCCCAUAAAUGAAAUUAGGGAUCAGCGUAAACAAACCGAGGAACAAAGAAUCGCUUCAUUACGAAUUGAGGAAGAUCUCAUCGAUUUAUCAACAUUAUCAUCUUCAAAAGAUAAAAGUGCAAAGAGUGUUGGAGGAAAGAAUAUGGAGGGUACUUCAGAAGUAAUGAAACAAGAAUGUGACAAAAAACAACAAACAAUGUUAUCAACACUUGUUGAAAAGAAAAAAGAAUUACAGAAACAAAAAGAGGCAAUCGAGAAAUUGAAUUAUGAACUGCAACAAUUAGACAUUCCUGUAACAAAAGAGAUUGAAACUCUCCGAACUAAAAUCGAUUCCAUAGAUCGUGAAUUGACGAGGGCUACGAAAAUUCGAAAACAGAAAGAAAUGGAACUCUUACAAGCGAUCAACACGGUGAGUGAGCUGGCUGACGAAAAAUGUGCAUUGACAGAAAGAUUGCGAUCGUUAAUGUACAGUUUCGAAGCAACGAAAAAGAAGAAAUUGGAAGAACUUGAAGGUGAAUUAUCAAAGUUGAAAGUGUAA
Molecule: messenger RNA, 630 nt
Organism: Blastocystis hominis
Lineage: Eukaryota; Bigyra; Opalinata; Blastocystidae
Exons: 4
Coding region: 1-630 (209 amino acids)
Source: RefSeq, a predicted model, not a curated record